Messenger RNA from Pseudoliparis swirei, 641 nucleotides. It is a transcript of the gene mustn1b, whose product is annotated as musculoskeletal, embryonic nuclear protein 1b. Gene Ontology annotation, biological process: chondrocyte proliferation; chondrocyte differentiation; tissue regeneration. NCBI's taxonomy places the organism in Eukaryota, Metazoa, Chordata, Actinopteri, Perciformes, Liparidae. The record is from RefSeq and is a predicted model, not a curated record. The coding region runs from base 102 to 350 and encodes 82 amino acids. Gene Ontology annotation, cellular component: nucleus. The transcript has 3 exons.
AGCCUGCUUGGGAGACAAAGACACUAGAGAAACAACCCGUGAAGCUAUCUUCCUGGAAAAGAGGUGUCUGUGGAAUCGAUACGCCCGACUCUUCAUCCACCAUGUCACAGCCGGCCGAGGUGAAGAGGAAGAAGCGUCCCCCGAUGAAGGUGGAGGACCUGAAGGGAGCCCGCGGUAAACUGGGACUGAAGGGCGAGGUCAAGAGUAAGACCUAUGAGGUCAUGGCAGAGUGCGAACGUAUGGGCAAAGUGGCUCCGUCCGUGUUCAGCGGCGUGAGGUCGGGGACGGAGACGGCUCUCGGCGCGCCGGCCGAAGCCAAAGCUCCCGGAGCCAGCGCGUUCAGCAAGUAGCCUCAGCGGCUCCGAGUCCAUGGCGAUGAUGCAAUUUGUGGUUUUUCCAGUGUCUUUUUUGUGUGUGUGUGGUGAUGAUUAAAGAGAGAUGCAUUGUGUACUUGUAUGCCAGUGUGUUGUGUUGAUAGCAGUUAUUUUGUUAUGUGCCUGGAGUGAAUACAGGAUGUAAUGGAUUGGAUUGUAAAUGAGAUGUGAGAUUUGUUAUCAGUGUUGCGAAAGAAUGUUUAUUUGUCUUCUUCUCUUUCUUUUUUUUACUGACCAUUUUUCCUAAAUAAAGGAUUGCCCCCUGUA